This is a messenger RNA of Oryza sativa Japonica Group (Japanese rice), 722 nucleotides long. RefSeq lists its product as uncharacterized. The record is from RefSeq and is a predicted model, not a curated record. Lineage: Eukaryota; Viridiplantae; Streptophyta; Magnoliopsida; Poales; Poaceae.
AAGGCCGCACCCGCGCCACCCUCCACCACCACCGCGGCCGACGCCACAUCACACGCACAGCUCCCGCGAGUACGAAACACGCACUACCAAUGAUGCCCAGUUGCCCACUGCUACUUGAGAGAGCUCGCAACUCGCAAGCAGCGUGCAGCGAAGCGACGACUUGCUCUCGUGAAACUUGGGUUGGGAGCAACCGAGCAAAGCAAGCGGCCGAGCGGGCUGUGGUAUGGGGUUCCACCUGGUGGCGAUCGUGGCGGCGAGGGGGUUCCUCCACCUGUUCCACCUCUCGGCGCCGCUGCUGUGGCCGCUCAACCUCUGGCUGCCGCUCCCGCGCCACCUGCCCGCCGCCUGCGCCGCGCUCUACGGCGGGGUUGUCUUCCACGCCGCCUUGCUGCGCCGCGCCUACGCGCGCCGGGGCGGCGGCGGCAACGUCUGGAGCCGAAGCAUCCGCGGCGGCGACGGCGGCGGCGGAGAGGCGGACGAGCUCCUCCGCCAGGCGCUGCUCAGCAUCUCCUACUGAAAAGCUGACGAACUGCUAUUGCUUCUCUCUUCUUCUUCUUGGUUUUUUUUUUUUUUGGGUUCAUUCUUUUUUUGUUUCUUGAUGCUCUGCUCUUGGUGUUCCACGUGGCGACACCAUUGCGAGGUUCACCGUAUCAGGUUCAGGGCUGGUUGUAAGUUGUAACCGCGUGAUUUUGUGUAAAUACAAGUGAAAUACGGCCAGAAAA